Nyctereutes procyonoides (raccoon dog) is the source of this 1248-nucleotide messenger RNA. RefSeq names its product fibronectin type III domain containing 8 (gene FNDC8). The transcript has 4 exons. The record is from RefSeq and is a predicted model, not a curated record. Gene Ontology annotation, molecular function: protein binding. NCBI's taxonomy places the organism in Eukaryota, Metazoa, Chordata, Mammalia, Carnivora, Canidae. The coding region runs from base 1 to 969 and encodes 322 amino acids. Gene Ontology annotation, cellular component: nucleus.
AUGGCAUCAGAGACGCUAUGUAAAGUGGGAGAUGGGGAGGAGGCCAUGCUGAAGAAGGAAACCCUCAACGUUCUGAAUUCACUCAAUCAAAUGUCGAAGCCCUUUCCAAACCCCAAGUCUAUGAACAGGACCGUCACUACCAAAGGACUCCCACUUACUACAAGGGGCAGUUUGGUUAACUUCUUGCAGGAAGAUGCCAUCAAUCUACCGAAGCCGAUGCCAGUGGAGGACUCUGAAUGCAGCUCUGACGACACCAGCAUUUCCCCCAUCUCAUCCACCUUGCUGAAUCCCAUCAAACUGGCUGUGACCCAGCCCAACAGCAGCUUCUUUGCAGGAAUGCUAGAGGGCGAGCUGAACAAACUCAGCUUCUCCUCAAUUGGCAAGGAUACAGAAAAGAAGGACCUGGCCCUCUGCCCCCACCAAUCCAAGUCUCAAAUGGCCCCUGGGGGCCUGCUGGACCUUGACAACCCUGAACUGGACACAGACACCUCGUCGACACCCUCAGAGUCCUCUGUGGUCAUGGAUGUGCCGGAGGCACCCUUCAUCUGUGAACACACAGUCAGCGAUUCCACGGCUGUGAUUUCCUGGACGUAUGCCCUGGGCAAGCAGCAGGUCAGUUUCUACCAGGUCCUGUUGCAGGAAGUGGCCAAAACAAAUGAUAAUGAGCCACCCAAGGCAAAGAAUCGCCCAUGGAUCUUCAACAAGAUCUUGGGCACCACCGUCAAGCUGAUGGAGCUGAAGCCUAACACGAGUUACUGUCUCACCGUCCGUGCAGCUAACACAGCUGGGGUGGGGAAGUGGUGCAAGCCCUACAAAUUUGCAACCGUGGCCACUGACUUGAACAGCUUCCCUGAGAAUAACCCCAUCCAGAUUACUGUGCAGCGCAAGGAACCCCAGAGGAAAACGGUGUCCAUCGGGCUAGAGGAUAUGCGGAAGCUCGAAGAUCUGGAAUACCUAUUUCCCUACUAAAGCGGGCCCAAGGAAGUCCCUUACCUACCUUCAGCUUCAGCCCAGGGCUCUCAGGAACAGAACUGUGAAAUGGACCACCAGCACUAUGCCAGGGAAUUGCUGAUCACCCUGCCCAGGGCCUGGUGCAGUGGUCCCCAAACUCCACUUCUGGGUUGGGGCUGAGGCUAGACAGGAGCCCCAUUCACCUGGAGACGCCACAGGCCAGGCCAGGUCUGCCACUGCCCGCAGCUGCUAGGCAUCCCCCUCCCCAGAUUCGGGCUGGGUCCAGAUCCCUUAUUA